This is a messenger RNA of Cucurbita pepo subsp. pepo (vegetable marrow), 3601 nucleotides long. RefSeq lists its product as uncharacterized. Gene Ontology annotation, molecular function: protein kinase activity; protein binding; ATP binding. The record is from RefSeq and is a predicted model, not a curated record. Gene Ontology annotation, biological process: protein phosphorylation. Lineage: Eukaryota; Viridiplantae; Streptophyta; Magnoliopsida; Cucurbitales; Cucurbitaceae.
CUCUCAAACCUCCCAAGAUCUUUAGAGUUUUCAAACCCCAAAAAUUAUGCAAACCCAAGAAGAAAAGUUCGGAAUUUGAGGCAAAUGUCCAUUCAAUCCCUCUUCUUCUUCUUCUUCUUCUUCUUCUUCUUCAUUCAUUCUUCUCUUGCUGCAACCAACCAUGAAGCUUCCAUUCUCCUCUCAUGGCUUCACAGCUCCUCCACUCUGUUUCCCCCUUCCCCUGUUUUUCCCGACUGGAAUGUCCUUGACUCAACGCCCUGUAACUGGACCUCCAUUACUUGUUCUUCUCAUGGUUUCGUCACUGAAAUCAACAUUAUUUCCGUCCCUCUUCAGCUCCCUUUCCCUUCAAAUCUCUCCUCUUUUCCUUCCCUUCAAAGGCUUGUCAUUUCUGAUGCUAAUCUCACCGGCUCCAUUCCUCCCGACAUUGGUGACUGCACUGAGCUCACUCUCAUUGACCUCAGCUCCAACGCCCUUGUCGGAACAAUCCCGACAACCAUUGGAAAGCUACAGAACCUCGAGGAGCUGAUCUUGAACUCCAAUCAGCUCACUGGCAAAAUCCCACUAGAGCUCACUAAUUGUAAAGCUCUCAAGAACUUGCUCUUGUUUGACAACCGGCUGACCGGAGGAAUCCCUUCCGAUGUGGGCAAAAUGGGGAAUCUUGAAAUUAUUAGAGCAGGUGGGAAUCGAGAUAUCAGCGGCGAAAUCCCAGAAGAGAUUGGAAAUUGCAGGAAUUUGACGAUUUUGGGUCUGGCUGACACCGGAAUUUCAGGCUCUUUGCCUAGUUCUUUAGGCAGGCUUCAAAAGCUUCAAACUUUGUCCAUUUACACGACCAAGAUCUCCGGCGAGAUUCCACCGGAGUUAGGUAACUGUUCUGAGAUUGUUAACUUGUUUCUUUAUGAAAAUAGUUUAUCUGGUUCUGUUCCUAAAGAGAUUGGUAAGCUGCAGAAGCUUGAGCAGCUGUUUCUAUGGCAGAAUGAGCUAAUUGGGACAAUCCCAUCUGAAAUUGGUGCAUGUUCUAGCUUGAAAAAGAUUGAUCUUUCAUUGAAUUUUCUUUCUGGGGCUAUUCCUUUAACAUUAGGGGGACUUUCUUUGCUUGAAGAGUUCAUGAUUAGUAACAAUAACGUGUCGGGGACGAUACCUUCGAAUCUUUCGAACGCGACGAAUCUGUUGCAGUUGCAGCUUGAUAGUAAUGAGAUUUCUGGUUUGAUCCCAUUUGAGUUGGGGAUGUUAUGGAAGUUGAAUGUGUUCUUCGCUUGGCAGAAUCAGCUCGAAGGAAGCGUUCCAUCGAGUUUGUCGAAUUGUUCGAAUCUUCAAGCUCUUGAUUUGUCUCAUAAUUCAUUAACAGGAAGUGUUCCUCCUGGAUUGUUUCAUCUUAAAAACUUGACAAAGCUUCUUUUGAUUUCAAAUGAUAUCUCUGGAACAUUGCCACCUGAUGUCGGUAACUGCUCGUCUCUUAUCCGAAUGAGGCUCGGAAACAAUCGGAUUGCCGGGGAGAUUCCGAGCUCGAUCGGUGCUCUACAGAGCUUGGAUUUCCUUGAUUUGUCAAGAAACCAUCUUUCAGGAUCAUUGCCUGUUGAGAUUGGGAAUUGUAAAGCUUUGGAAAUGAUUGAUAUCAGCAACAAUGAGCUGAAAGGUUCAUUGCCUCAGUCACUUACUUCACUGUCUCAGCUCCAAGUUUUGGAUGUCUCAUCAAACCAAUUUGAUGGUGAGCUUCCAGCUAGUUUGGGGAAUCUUGUUUCUUUGAAUAAGCUCAUUCUAGCUCGAAACGCUUUCUCAGGAACAAUUCCAACAUCGCUAAAACGUUGUUCGAGUCUCCAACUACUUGAUCUUAGCAGCAAUCAGCUGAUCGGGAACAUACCGAUUGAGUUGGGUUCGAUCGAGUCUCUCGAGAUUGCUCUCAACCUUAGUUGUAAUGGCUUCACUGGCUCAUUGCCUUCUCAAAUGUCUGGACUUAGUAAGCUCUCUGUUCUAGACCUUUCACAUAACAGCCUUGAGGGUGAUUUGAAGCCGCUUGCAGGGCUCGAUAAUCUCGUCGUGCUUAACGUUUCGUUUAAUAACUUUACUGGUUAUCUUCCGGACAACAAACUUUUCAGACAACUAUCACUGACCGACUUGGCAGGCAAUAACGGUCUCUGUUCUUCGAUUCGAGAUUCGUGUUUCUUGACAGAUUCCGAUAGGGAAGGACUUGCUAGAGAUGGGGAUGAUACAAUGAGAUCAAGAAAGCUCAAGCUAGCAAUUGCAUUGCUCAUUGUACUAACUGUUGUAAUGAUUGUAAUGGGCGUGAUUGCGGUGAUUCGAGCUCGAACGAUGAUUCGAGAUGAGGAUUCGGAGCUGGGAGAUACAUGGCCUUGGCAAUUCACACCAUUUCAAAAGCUGAGUUUCUCUGUUGAGGAAGUGUUGAGGUGUCUUGUGGACGGUAACGUGAUCGGCAAAGGGUGUUCGGGGAUGGUUUAUCGAGCUGAAAUGGAUAACGGGGAAGUGAUUGCAGUGAAGAAGCUGUGGCCAACUAUGAUGGCAACAGACAGUAGCUACAACGACGAAAAAUGUGGCGUUCGUGAUUCGUUUUCGGCAGAAGUUAAAACUCUAGGCUCGAUACGACAUAAGAACAUCGUGCGGUUCUUGGGCUGUUGUUUGAAUCGGAAUACACGACUACUAAUGUACGAUUAUAUGCCGAAUGGUAGUUUAGGAAGUCUCCUACAUGAGAGAAAUGGGAAUACCUUGGAAUGGGAUCUAAGGUACCAAAUCUUACUAGGUGCAGCACAAGGCCUUGCCUAUUUACACCAUGAUUGUGUCCCUCCAAUUGUUCAUAGGGACAUUAAGGCCAAUAACAUACUAAUCGGUCUUGAAUUCGAGGCCUAUAUCGCUGAUUUCGGCCUUGCCAAGCUUAUCGACAAUGGAGAUUUCGGUCGAUCAUCCAACACCGUUGCAGGGUCCUAUGGCUACAUUGCUCCCGAAUACGGCUACAUGAUGAAGAUAACCGAGAAGAGCGAUGUCUACAGCUACGGUGUCGUGAUAAUCGAAGUCCUAACAGGAAAACAACCAAUCGACCCAACGAUACCCGACGGACAACACAUCGUAGAUUGGGUGAGAAGAAAGAGAGGGAAUGAAGUCCUUGACUCAAGCUUGCAAUCAAGACCAGAGACAGAAAUAGAGGAGAUGAUGCAAGUUUUAGGCAUAGCGUUAUUGUGCGUAAACUCGUCACCAGACGAGCGACCAACAAUGAAAGACGUCGAAGCAAUGUUGAAAGAAAUCAAACACGAAAGGGAAGAGUAUGCGAAAGUCGACGUGCUGCUCAAAGCUGGCUCCUCUCCUGCCAAUGGUGGGCAAGAGAACAAGAGCUCAAAUAAUGUUAAUGGCGUUGGAACAGCAACAUCUUCUUCAAAAAUGUCGACCAGAAGCUUGUUGCCUAAAAGCAAUAACACGAGCUUUUCUGCUUCCUCGUUGAUCUACUCGACAUCGUCCUCUAAUGGCAGAAAGAGUUAAUUUUUUUUUGUAAAAUAGAUUGAUUUGAUGGUUAAGCCAAAGUGGGAAGUUUGUUUAUGAUCAACAAGAACAUUUCUUCUUUCAAUGAUGUAAAAAAAAGAAGAACAAAGAUUGAUAU